Messenger RNA from Brienomyrus brachyistius, 5126 nucleotides. It is a transcript of the gene atp10b, whose product is annotated as ATPase phospholipid transporting 10B. Bases 313 to 4362 code for a protein of 1349 amino acids. The transcript has 21 exons. Gene Ontology annotation, biological process: phospholipid translocation. Gene Ontology annotation, molecular function: ATPase-coupled intramembrane lipid carrier activity; ATP binding; magnesium ion binding. The record is from RefSeq and is a predicted model, not a curated record. Gene Ontology annotation, cellular component: plasma membrane. NCBI's taxonomy places the organism in Eukaryota, Metazoa, Chordata, Actinopteri, Osteoglossiformes, Mormyridae.
UUUUUUAAAAAGAAUAUUAUAGCAUGAUAAUAUUUUUAUAAUUGCCACUGCGUCAGCUUGCUGUUUCUGCCCUGGGGCGGGACUUAGGACCCAGGGGUUUGGCCUGGGAAGGCAGGUGUGCUAAUUGGCCGAUUACCUGCCUGAGCAUUUCAGUCAUGCAACUGACAGAAACGGCGUACAGUCAUUCCUUCCUGAAAGAGCUGCCUAUGAGAGACACAUUUGAGUACUUCUUCAAACCUUAUGAGGGGCCAUCACAGUAUCGAAUGUGAGCUGUGGAAGAGAUUUCCUGUUGGAGACACUGGGUGAGCAGCAAUGCGGCUGAGGGAUCUUUUGACCCGAGUCAGCCAGGGCUGGAGGGUGAAGACGGGAGAGGAGACAGUGAGGUAUUUGGUGUCCAAUCUACCCUUUGAGGACUUUGGGAAAAAGGAUCAGCCCAACCGGAGAUAUGCAGACAACAGCAUCAGGACAAACAAGUACACCCUGUGGUCCUUCAUCCCCAUGAAUCUCUUUGAGCAGUUCCAUCGCCUCGCCAACAUCUACUUUGUGGCAAUCGCUGCCCUGAAUUUUGUGCCGGUCGUCAAUGCUUUCCAGCCAGGUGUGGCUCUCAUCCCCAUCUGCAUCAUCCUCUCCAUCACUGCCAUGAAGGACGCCUGGGAGGAUUUCCGGAGGUACCAGGCAGACAAAGACCUUAAUAACACCCCGUGUCUCAUUUACAGCAGGAAGCAGCAGGACUUUGUGCUGAAACGCUGGAAGGACGUGCGAGUCGGAGACUUCGUGAAGGUGGUUUGCAACGAGGUGAUCCCGGCAGACAUCUUGCUCCUGAACACGUCAGACCCCAAUGGGGUCUGCCACCUCGAGACCGCCAACCUGGACGGGGAGACCAACCUGAAGCAAAGGCAGGUGGUGCGUGGCUUUGCUGCCCCGAAUUGUUCAUUUCAGCCAGAGCAUUUCAGCGGUACCGUGGUCUGUGAGAAGCCCAACAAGACACUGACACACUUCAAAGGAUACCUAGCCAUGCCAGAGAAGAAGAAGAUCGGCUUUGGCAGAGAAAGCCUGCUGCUGCGGGGCUGCACCGUGAGGAACACCGACAAUGCCGCUGGCAUCGUGGUGUACGCAGGACAUGAGACAAAGGCCAUGCUCAACAACAAAGGGCCGAGAUACAAGCGCAGCAAGCUGGAGAGAAAGAUGAACACUGACGUGCUCUUCUGUGUGGGGAUCCUCUUCAUCAUGUGCCUUAUUGGAGCACUCGGCCAAUACUUCUGGCUGGGCACAUUUCCCAGCAUCCCCCCGUUUGUGCCCCCUGACAGCAACAAUGUGUACAUUCCUCCAUCCUUGUCGGGGUUUUACAUGUUCUUCACCAUGAUCAUCCUCCUGCAGGUGUUGAUUCCCAUCUCGCUGUAUGUGAGCAUCGAGCUGAUCAAAGUGGGGCAGGUAUUCUUCAUCACUAAUGAUGUCGACCUGUACGACGAGGAGACAGACAGCCGCGUGCAGUGCAGGGCCCUCAACAUCACCGAGGACCUCGGGCAGAUCCAGUACGUCUUUUCGGACAAGACGGGCACUCUUACGGAGAACAAGAUGGUAUUCCGGCGAUGUAGUAUCAUGGGGACAGAGUACUGCCACAAAGAGAAUGCACUACGCCUGGCUGCCCUCGACGAGGCUGAAUCGGAUGAGGAGGAUCCCGCUUUCCCGCAGAAGAAAGUUCCUUCACGGCUCCAAUUCCGGAAGGGGAAAAGCGGCGCUGCUCUCAGGCGCUGGAACAGUGCUCGGGCUCGCAUUGGUGUCCGUGGCCAGGCCGAGGUCACGCUCAGCCCCCACAGUGAUGUGGCCUUCAGCAGCCCCCUGGAGACGGACGUGGCGCCGGACCGGAGGCUGCAGCGGAUCACCGGUGACGAGGCCGGUCAGAUGGAGGCGUGGUGCCGCGUGAGUCGCAUCAACGGUGGCGCCUGCUACAUGGACUUCUUCUUAGCGCUGGCCAUCUGCAACACUGUGGUGGUGUCUACAGCCAUGCACCCGAGGCAGAGGGUGACAGGCCCCUUGAACUUCUCUACCACGCUGAAGUCCCUGGGUCACAUUCAGACCCUGCUGAAAAGGCUCGGCUCCCUGAGCCACGUCAUCUCCUCGCUGCACUCCAUCUCCGAGAAGAGCAGCCCCACCACCCCGGCCAGCCCACCCAGCCCAGCGGCCUCUGGUCCGGCGGGAGACAAGGAGGACAUGGGCGGAAUCACGGACAGCGGCUCCCUGAACACCAGUCUGGAGGACAGUGAAGCAGAUCUUCCACCGACGGAGGAAGCGGCCACGGAAAGGAGCACCGAUCCCAACUCGGACGGACUGUGCUACGAGGCGGAGAGCCCCGACGAGGCUGCGCUGGUGCAUGCCGCCAGAGCCUACGGCUACACCCUGCUGGCUCGCACUCCGGACCAUGUCACCAUUAGGCUUCCCCAAGGAUCCUUGCUCACCUUCGAGAUACUGGGCACUCUGGCCUUCAACUCCGUCCGCAAGCGGAUGUCGGUGGUUGUGCGUCAUCCGGUGACCAAUGAGGUCGUCAUCUACACCAAGGGGGCUGACUCGGCCAUCAUGGAGCGUCUGGCUAAAUCAGCAGAAAACCAGCCGGAGGAGAAUAAAAGAAAAAGGAUUGCCGCUAAGACACAGAGGCACCUUCACUUGUAUGCCAAAGAUGGAUUACGCACUCUGUGCAUUGCUAAAAAGGUAAUGAGCUUGCAGGCCUAUACUGACUGGUUGGCCGUGAGACAGGAGGCGGAGUCUGCCAUUGACAACAGAGAAGAGCUGCUCAUGGAAACUGCAAGUCAUUUAGAGACUAACCUGACUCUGAUAGGAACCACUGGGAUUGAGGACCGGCUACAGGAAGAUGUCCCAGCAACUAUCGCAUCACUGCGGAAGGCAGGGAUUCAGGUGUGGGUGCUGACUGGUGACAAGCAGGAGACUGCUGUCAACAUAGCCUAUUCCUGCAGACUGCUAGACCAGAGCGACGUGGUGUUCACUCUCAGCACAGCCAGCCUGGAUGAGUGCAAUUCGUUUUUGGACUGUACCCUGGAGGAGGUGAAGAGGUAUGGCGUGCAGCCCCCGUGGCAGAGCGGCUCCCGUGGCCCCGCCUUCGGCCUGGUGCUGGAGGGCCACACGUUGGGCCUGCUGUUUGAGGCUGGCCUCCAGCUCCGGCUGCUGGAGCUCAGUCGCCACUGCCGCUCGGUGCUGUGCUGCCGUGUGACGCCGCUGCAGAAGAGCGCCGUGGUCAAGCUGGUGCGAAACAAGCUCAAGGUCAUGACCCUUUCCAUAGGCGAUGGCGCUAAUGACGUCAGUAUGAUCCAGGCCGCGGAUAUCGGUGUUGGCAUUUCCGGCCAAGAAGGGAUGCAGGCAGUUAUGGCCAGUGACUUUGCAAUAUCUCACUUUAAACACCUCAAGAAGUUGUUGCUGGUGCAUGGACACUGGUGCUAUAGCAGGCUGGCUAGCACCGUCAUCUACUUCUUCUACAAGAACGUGGCGUAUGUGAACCUCCUUUUCUGGUACCAGUUUUUCUGUGGCUUUUCUGGGACAGCAAUGAUCGACUACUGGCUGCUGAUAUUCUUCAACCUGCUCUUCACUUCCGUCCCACCCAUCGUGUUUGGCAUCCUGGACAAAGAUAUUUCAGCCGGGACACUACUGAGUCUCCCAGAGCUGUACAAAAGUGGCCAGAACUCAGAGGGUUACAGGCAUUCCACAUUUUGGGUGGCCCUCCUGGAUGCCUUUUAUCAAAGCCUGGUCUGCUUUUUCGUUCCAUACCUGGCUUACCAGGACUCAGACAUUGACAUCUACUCCUUUGGGACGCCCAUGAACACGGCCUCCUUGUUUACCAUUCUGCUGCACCUGGCAAUAGAAAUAAGGACCUGGACGGUAGUGCACUGGGUGGUCAUGGUAGGCAGUGUACUGCUCUACUUCAUCAUCGCCCUGUCCUACAGUGCCCUCUGCAUCGACUGCAACCCUCCGUCCAACCCCUACUGGAUCAUGGAGAAUCAGAUGGCUGAUCCAGUCUUCUACCUAGUAUGCAUUCUCACCACGGUUCUGGCCCUUUUGCCCAGGUACACUUUCCGUGUCCUGCAGGGCACGCUGGCCUUGUCUCCCUUGGUCCGCGCUCGACAGCUGGACACACUCUCCCCGCAAGUCAGGGAGUCCUUCAUCAGAGAAUGGAGGAGCCAGGAAGACGCUUCUGAAGCUGCGUCUGACCAGGUACUGUCCUCCCCAACGGGGCCAGGCAGCCCGACAGAGCCCACAGUGGACCGGGGCCUGAGUCUGCACAAGGAUGGUAAUGAAGAUACGGAGAAGCCUUUCAGUCCCGGACACAGGCGAUCGAUCAGCACCAUGACGAUCUAGAGGCGGCUGUGACACACUGGACCUACUGUAUUAGCCCUGUACUGGGACUCGAGCCGCUAUGAAAUGCCACCAGAUCAAUUGGUCCGUCAAUGGGACCAGACAUGGUCCAUCUGGGAAAAGUACUGUUCGCAUGCAAAUCUGAGCUAAAUCAAGUGUUUAUUUUUUUACUUUUAAUGAUAUUUUUUAAAUAUCAAAAAUACUUGAAGGAAUUUUUUUUUUUUGUAGUUCCAUGUACUUCAUAUAAAAUAAAAUAAAUUUUUUGGAUCUCUUCCAGUGUUGUGCAAUUUAGAGAGCUUCAUGUGUUUACUGUCUGACAAAACACAUUUUGUCUUUAAUAUGUAUUUUUACUGUUUUGAUCGUGCUUAGUAUGUCGAAGGAUGACCAUUUUCCUGUCAGAUAUCUGACAAAUAGAAGUGUUUCACUUCUCUUUACAUUCCCCUUCUCCCCUUGUUUUUUGACCGAUUUGGGUAACAUCAGAGACCCAUUUUUACUUUGUGUCUGUUUUUUUGAUGUAGUGAUUAUAUCAUGUUUACACUGUGCAGAUGAUUCAAAGCUGAUGAAACACAGACGGUUUUGGGGACAUUCUUCCGUUCCUCUUCGUCAUUCAUCAUUAAGUUUUGAUUAAUGCUCAGGGUCAAGACGAAAAUGGCAUUUGAAUUUUACAAUGAAGUAUUGCAGGGUCUUGGAUGUCCUGCUCUUCUGUAUCUGAAAGAAAUUGUGACAAACCACCAGAACAAAUAAAACGCGAAGAAAAUAAAAUGUAA